GUGUUUCGAAGGGCGGAAGUUGUUGUGAACGCGGAAGUCCACACACAGACCGUCGCUGGUGGACGGAAACGAUCCGUCUCAGGGUUUUAAACACCGAGUUCUGGUCCCAGCUCUGUAUGUAGACCUCGGCGGGCUUCGGUCCACAGAUCCACCGGUGUUCCAGGUUGAGCGGUUCACGAUGGCGGAACACACGGAUGUCAGCCUGCAGCCGGAGGAGCGAGUCCGCGUGCUGACCAAGAAGGGAAGCUCGGUGGAGGUCAACGACGACGUCCCGCUGCGCCGCUACUUCCGCUCGGGCAUGGAGAUGAUCCGCAUGGCGCACAUCUACACGGAGGAGGGCAACAUCGAGCACGCCUUCGUCCUCUACAACAGAUAUAUCACGCUCUUUAUAGAAAAACUUCCCAAGCAUCGCGACUACAAGACGACGAACGUUCCCGAAAAGAAGGACACACUAAAGAAACUGAAGGACAUAGCGUUUCCUCAAGCGGAGGUUCUGAAAAAAGGUCUUCUGAGGAGAUUCGAACAAGAAUAUGCACAGUAUCUUUCCAGAAAGAAAGUGCAGGAUGAGGCGGCGGCGCAGGAGCAGUCCAGGCAGCGGGCGCUGGACGCCGAGCGUGAGCGCGUGGCCGAGAUGCAGCGGCGGCAGCGCGAGCAGGAGCAGUUCAGCGCCUUCGAGGAGAUGAUCCGCCGCCAGGAGCUGGAGAAGGAGCGCCAGCGCGUGCUCCUGGAGUUUGCCACGCCCGUCGCGCCCUUUCCCGAAACGCCCCUCCUCCCGGGCAUCCGGGGCCCCUCGCCGGUCUCCCCCACGGCCCCCCCACCACUCACCCUGGGGGACCCGUCCGUUGGCACCAACCACCAGUACAACCCCCCUCCUGCCGCCAGCCUGCCCAGCUUCGACCGCUCGCUCAAGCCCGGCUCUCUGGUGAGCCCGGGGAACAAUAAUACGAUGGUGGACGCACUGCGGCAGCUGGCGGUGCCCGGCGAGCUGUGCCGGAGCUUCCUGAGGCUGGCUGAGGCCAACACGAGCCGCGCCGUGGAGACCUGCGGCAUCCUGUGUGGCAAACUGACCAGAAAUGCAUUCACGGUGACCCACGUUAUCGUGCCGAAGCAGUCCGGCGGACCCGACUACUGUGACACGGAAAACGAGGAGGAGCUCUUCCUCAUACAGGACCAGUACGAUCUCAUCACCCUCGGCUGGAUUCACACUCACCCGACACAGACGGCCUUCCUGUCCAGCGUCGACCUCCACACACACUGCUCCUACCAGAUGAUGAUGCCCGAGGCCAUCGCCAUCGUCUGCUCGCCCAAGUUCAACGAAAUCGGCUACUUCCGGUUGACGGACCGAGGCACCGAGGAGAUCUCCACAUGUAAACAGAAAGGCUUUCACCCUCACAGCAAAGACCCGCCUCUAUUUACACACGCGGGACAUGUCACCAUCACCAACGACACCGUGUCCAUGAUGGAUCUGCGGUGAUUUCUUCUUCUUUUUUUUAAAAAACACCAGAAGACUCAUAGACUGUUUUAUCAAACUGGAGAAAAACACUUUUCACAAUUUUAUUUUCAGGACGGUACGGAGCAAAUGCCGCCCCACGAGUUUACCAUUUACAUGGACUUCAGUUGUUCUCAAAGGGAACAACAUUGUGAACUUUUUCUUUUUUCUUGCUGUGUCAUUAAAACAAACCUACAUAUUGCAGCACUUUUUACGACAGUACUCUCUCCACUUUGUACUGGCAAACCUCCGGCUCUUCAACCCCUUUGUGUUUGUGAAUAUGUGCUACAGUUCGGCUUUUGUUUUGUUUUUGUUUUAAUAAAAAUUUAUGUUUGUCAGUAACAGGUUAGGGUCCGGUUGCCCAGGCGUUAUUGUUUUUUGUUUCAUUGUUGUCAAAGUUUGCUCAUGCCCGACAGAUAAAGUGCCACGGAUGAGAACGUUCACUGGUUGUCGAGUUGUUCAUUGGGCAACAUGGAAGUUCCCUGUAAAGUGAGUCAUCACGUCUUUUGUUCUUUUUAUAGACUGUAUAUUAUAUAUACAUAAAGAUGUACUUCCUGACAAAAAAUUAAAACAAAAUAUUCCGGAAAAAUCAAGGUCCCACCGAUAAAUACGUUUGACCAAUCACAGGUCAGUCUGUGCUUUGACUUUUCAGUUUGGACCAUGUCCCUUCUGCGGGAUACUCAACGUCACUUUAUGUGCUAAAGCAGUGAACAAAAUCACCAAAUUUCUCUCAGAUAUGCUUCGUCUUAAACACAUACACCCUGCUUUAGCCCAUUCAGUGACGCUAAGCAUUUUUGAACGUCCCCCAUCUGCUAACAUUUGUGACAUUACCAUACCACAGCCAGCCACCAGGGGGCUACCCAGAUGUUUUGGCUUCACUUUUUUUUUUCCGAGGCCGUAACAUCGUCCCAUCUUUAUAUUCAGUCUACAGUUCUUUGGACUUGGUUGCGUUUCCCCCUCGUUAAGCUGUUAAAGUGCGACAAGCAACGAGAAGAGAAAUGGAAAGCCAGUUGAAACUCAGGUAUGCCGGCUGUGUCACUGUUGCUGCACUGUAUUAUAUUAUUUUAUAUAUACUGUAUACAUACACAACAACACCAUCACUACACAGUAUCCCUCAUCUAGAAAAUGGUUUUGUUUGAAGUUCAGUGCCUGUUUAUGGUAGAUCCACCUGACCUAGGUGAUUUUUGAUUCUCGUUCUUUGUGAUUUUCUUUUUUUAUUUUGAAGUAUAACUUGUCCCUGCUUUACAGGAAUGUGUGUGAAAUCUGAAUGUAUGUUCUGCUACACAUUAUUAUUACACUUUACUAACCGCCUGGCCAAGGUUCAUGCCUCAUAUCUGUUUUUUCCCUAUUGUCAGAAGAAGUCAGUGAUUAACCAUCAUUUUGAGAAAACCCUUAAUUUAAUGCCAAGACUAAAUAAAUUUACUGUGGAUAAAUUUGA
This is a messenger RNA of Scophthalmus maximus (turbot), 2927 nucleotides long. RefSeq names its product STAM-binding protein-like A. Gene Ontology annotation, molecular function: K63-linked deubiquitinase activity; protein binding; metal-dependent deubiquitinase activity. Lineage: Eukaryota; Metazoa; Chordata; Actinopteri; Pleuronectiformes; Scophthalmidae. The transcript has 10 exons. Gene Ontology annotation, biological process: protein K63-linked deubiquitination. The coding region runs from base 179 to 1474 and encodes 431 amino acids. The record is from RefSeq and is a predicted model, not a curated record. Gene Ontology annotation, cellular component: cleavage furrow; endosome.